Molecule: messenger RNA, 4630 nt
Organism: Sebastes umbrosus (honeycomb rockfish)
Lineage: Eukaryota; Metazoa; Chordata; Actinopteri; Perciformes; Sebastidae
Gene: kcnc4
Product: potassium voltage-gated channel, Shaw-related subfamily, member 4
Exons: 5
Coding region: 1258-3048 (596 amino acids)
Biological process (GO): protein homooligomerization; potassium ion transmembrane transport
Cellular component (GO): axon; neuronal cell body membrane; voltage-gated potassium channel complex
Molecular function (GO): delayed rectifier potassium channel activity; protein binding
Source: RefSeq, a predicted model, not a curated record
CUAACUUUGGAGCGUUAUUUAGAAUCCUUUGUGACAAGCUAGUAUGACAUGAUGAUACCAAUGGAUUCCUUAGCUUUUCUAGUUUCAUAUGAUACCUGUAUCUUCAGCUUGGAAAGUUUGCUUUCAGAUAUGUGGCUCCAGCCUCCAGGAAUGUACAACUGGUUUUGAUUAAAGGAAUGUUUUUGAUAAAGAUGCUUGAUAGACCCUUUUCACAGCAGACAUUUUUGGCUUGUCAAAGCAGGAAAAGCACAGGUGUAAAUAAUCACACUAAUGAUGGCUCCAUUCCAUUAAUAAGUGUCCUAGCAAGCCAUGUCCGUGUGCAGUACUGGAGCCCUGGAACUGGCUCACCUAAAUGGAAAGCAGCCUUCAUUAAUGUUAUCAAUUCCACCUGUGCUUUUCCUGCUUUGGCAAGUUAUAAUGUCUGCUGUGAAAAGGGUCUUUUGCCCAUCCUCUCGGUCUGAUUGCAUUGAUGGAGGGAGGGGUUCAAUAAUGCGCCAGCAGGCAAAGAGUUAACCUGUCGGAGGAUGUUGUUGAGCGCACCAACCAUCCAACCAUCCAACCCGGGCUGUGUCGCUAAGGGAGGAGAGGCUACUUGUGAAGAAAGCAACAGAUCCUCCAGCUGCAAAACAACCUCCACAUCUGGCAGCACGCUACAGCUGAGCAGGAAGAAGAAGAGCUGGUGGAAUAAUAACAUCUCUGUGUGUGCGUGAUUAAAAUGCGCAACUGGAUCAUCGUCAGGCUUUGUGGAGAAAAAAAGAAAAGUUGUCAGGAAUAGUUGUGUAUUUUUGACGUUGAGGAAUUUGGAUAAGUCUCAAAAGAGGGUGAGGAGUGACACAUUACUUCAGGCGGCUAAAAGUGCUUCACGUACUGGAGCCUAUACUGUGCGUAAUUAGCCCAUUUUUUUGUUUUGUUUUCAAAAGUGCAACAUCUGGAAACAUUCAUUGAAGUCUCAUUGUCUAUUCGACGGGAAAACAUUUAAAAAAACACACCCGGUGAGUCUGGGUUUGUGUUUUUGUUGCGACACCAGACGGAGUUUAGUAACAGGUGGUUUUUAUUGUGCGUCUCUUUGGCUGCUGUCUGGAUCUUUAUUAUAGGGAUCUUUAUUAUAGGGCUGUCUGGAUCUUUAUUAUAGGCGCUUAUUGUUUUUGUUGUUUUUAUAAAUGAGACGCACAGGUAUAAGGACUGGGGUGUGAAAUGAGGUUAAUUUUCUGAUUUUUGCACAGCUUGUUUAACGGAGGAGUAGAGGAGGAUUUCUCAAUGAUCAGCUCGGUGUGUGUUUCGACUUACCGGGGGCGCAAGACAGGCAACAAACCUGCGUCUAAAACAUGUCUGAAGGAGGAGACGUACCGAGGAGAAGACUCGGAGAAGAUCAUCAUCAACGUGGGAGGCACCAGACAUGAAACCUAUAAAAGCACCCUGAGGACGCUGCCGGGGACCCGCCUGGCAUGGCUGGCAGACCCGGACCCGGAGCAGCAGGUCAGCAGCUCGGAACCGGACUCUGCAGAGUUCUUCUUCGACAGACACCCGGGCAUCUUCGCCUACGUGCUGAACUACUACCGGACCGGUAAGCUGCACUGCCCGGCCGACGUGUGCGGGCCUCUGUUCGAGGAGGAGCUGGCCUACUGGGGGAUCGAUGAGACGGACGUGGAGCCGUGCUGCUGGAUGACCUACCGGCAGCACCGGGACGCCGAGGAGGCUCUGGAGACGUUUGAACCUCCGGACCCGGACACCGACGACGAGAGAGAGAUGCCGAGGCGGUUCGGCAUCGAGGACGGUCCAGACAGGUCCUCCAGGAGCUGCUGCCAAGUUUGGCAGCCCAAAGUCUGGGCCUUGUUUGAGGACCCGUACUCCUCCAGAGCAGCCAGGGGAGUGGCGUUCAUCUCUCUGUUUUUCAUCCUGGUGUCCAUCACCAACUUCUGCCUGGAGACCCAUGAAGCCUUCAACGUGCUGCAGUACCGCAAGGAGGUGGUCGGCGAGGGAAACGACACACGCAUAGUGGAAAAACCGGAGAUGGUGACCAAGCCCAUCCUCACUGUGGUGGAGGGCGUCUGCGUGGUCUGGUUCACAUUUGAGUUCCUGGUGCGUAUCGUCUGCUGCCCAAAUAAGCUGAUCUUCAUCAAGAACACGCUCAACAUCAUUGACUUUGUGGCCAUUCUGCCGUUCUAUCUGGAGAUGAGCCUGAAGGAUCUGUCCUCCAAAGCCGCCAGCGACGUGCUCGGCUUCCUCCGUGUGGUGCGGUUUGUUCGGAUCCUCCGGAUCUUCAAGCUGACGCGGCACUUUGUAGGCCUGCGCGUGCUGGCCCACACGCUGAGGGCCAGUGUCAAUGAGUUCCUUCUCCUCGUCAUCUUCUUGGCGCUGGGUGUACUCAUCUUCGCCACCAUGAUAUACUAUGCCGAGCGCAUCGGAGCCCAGCCCGAUGACCCCACAGGCUCCAAUCACACACACUUCAAGAACAUCCCCAUCAGCUUCUGGUGGGCGGUGGUCACCAUGACGACGCUGGGCUACGGAGACAUGUACCCUAAGACGUGGCUGGGCAUGAUGGUGGGAGCGUUGUGCGCGCUGGCCGGGGUGUUGACCAUCGCCAUGCCGGUCCCCGUCAUUGUCAAUAACUUUGGGAUGUACUACUCGCUGGCUAUGGCCAAACAGAAGCUGCCGAAAAAGAAGAAGAAGCACAACCCGAACCCAGACGCUCCGACUGACUCGGCCUCGUUUGUGAAGUCGGGAACAAACUCGCACAGAGACAGCACUCAGAGCGACACGUGUCCGCUGGCUGCGGAGGAGAGCGUCAGCAGGAACCGCUCAGACUCCAAACAGAACGGGGAUGCAAAUGUGGCCCUUUCAGAAGAGGAGGGCUGCAGCCUGACCCAGCCGCUGUCCCCCAGUGAGAAGUGGUCGCUGCGCUGCUCCCGAGGGCGAGACAAAACCAAGAAGGAGGCCACCUGCUUCCUCUUAACCCCUGGAGACCCCAACGUCCACACUGAGGGCUGUAAAGACAUCCUCGCUGCCACUGGAAACUACGCUCAGCCGGAGGUCACCACGCUGACCUGAUGCUGAUUGGCCAUGAAAAGGAGAAAGAUCAUGAACUCUCGGUGGAGUACAUGCAGUGCAUUUCAGUACCGAGUGAACUGCAGAGCAGAUUCAAGACAAGAGUUUUUUUAUUUAAUUUUUUUCUUCUCUCUCAUACAUCCAAAAGCCUGAGGUAGAAAAUCAGUUGCGUAGGAGAUUCACCAUAUGUACACUCAUUUACAUGUUACAGAGCAAUUUGCAUGUGUUGCAUGAUCUACCAUGAUAUAAUGUACUGGCUACCAUUAAUAUACUUAUCAUUUAGUGGACAUGUCAUAGCCUGUAUUAAAAACACAUUUUCUCAAGUAGCUUCUUAUAAAGAGGCGAAGUCCCUCCCCUUCUGGUGAGCCCUGUGGGACCUUAUUUCAACAGAAAUAUGUACAGUAGUCGACGGAGAGAGACACAUAUUUGUUUGAUCCCGUUUGAAUUGCGCCAUGAAUCACACAUAUGAUGUUUGUCAAUUUAAAAGAUAAUUUUGCAAGUCAAGAAAGUGGCAGUUUGUCGUAGGUUUGUGGUAGUAUCAUUCAGUUUUGAUCUCUCUUCUCGCACAAUAAACGUCACCUACACUAGCUAGAUAGCUAACUUAGCUAUGACCACACACACAAAUGACACGUUAUCUUACCUGAUGUGUUUUAUUCAGCGACUCCUGGUCUUUUUAUCAGCCGGGAAGCAAAAGAAAGAGCGAGACCCGUUGCUGGUGUGAGUUCAUUCCAGUACGAAACACACAAUAAUCGUAUCUUUUGGUGUGUAAUCUUUCUAAUUACGUAUUUUCACAAUCUGAUUUUUUACAACAAACUGCGACUUUCUUGACUUGCAAAAUUAUGUUUUAAAUUGACAAACAUCAUAUGUGUGAUUCAUGGUGCAAUUCAAACAGGAUAAAAAAAUGAUUUGUCUCUCGCCGUUGACCACUGUAUAUAUUUUUUCAGUAAUAAGUCCCAUGGUGGUCCUCAGGAAGGGGCGGGGCUUCGCUUCUCUAAUGUGACUGACGGGGCCCUAUAUGAACACACAAUUUACUGCCAUCGUUGGAAUAGUUUUUGGUUAUUCCACAGUACAGAUUUCUUUUUUGUCUCUGUGCCUUUUUUACGGGUUGGAAGUGGGCGUGCCUCUGUUGGAAAAAAGUGAUGUCAUACAUGUCCGUAUACCAAUCAGGAUUUAGCAACAUUUGAAUCUGAUGACAGUUGGUGGGUUGUUUGGUCACUGUCAAUCAAAUCUGAUCAAAUAACACCCACACAGUCCUGAUGAAGCAGAUUAGCCAACUUUUUUGUCGUAAACUCUUAAUAAAUAAUACUAACUUUAGUUAGUUAUUGUUGGUUAUUGGUCAACUUUGACUGUUGCUUAUAGAGUGCUGCAGGGAUGACUUAUUUUUGUAGGCCAACCAGGAAGUUAGCAUCACCCUGGUUCCCUCGACAAAAAGCCAAUGGGAUUUUUCCAUUGGGUUUUGAAUUAUGGCCGAAAAUAAGCUCCGUGGCAAACAAACGUUUAUGAUACUUAGAUGUUUUGUUCAGCAAGAUAAUCUUCACAAAUGAACACCACUUUUAUGAUUUUUGAAGUGUGAAUGCAAUCGGCA